AUGGAGUUUGAUAUGGAACAAGAGGCAUACGAAUUUUAUAAUGCAUAUGGGGGUAGAGUUGGAUUUAGCAUCCAGAUGGAGUAUUUUAGUAAUAGCCGUAAAACUGAGAAACUUUUAACGAGGUUGUUUACUUGUUACAAGGAGGGUGUUAGGAAGAAGGAUAGAAGGGACAAACAUACAACGACUCCGCGAGUUGAAACAAGAACUGGUUGCGGUGCACGAAUUCAUAUUAAAUAUGAUGAAGCAAAGGGAAAGUACUUAGUUGAUAAUUUUUUGGAUGCUGAACAGAUGAUAACCAAUAUAUUAUGGGCAGAUCCUAAAAUGAUAACUGAUUAUGGCCAUUUUGGAGAUGUUGUAACUUUCGACACUACGUACAAACUUCUACAUGGCAACUGUCCUUUUGCAUUGUUUUUGGGUGUUAAUCAACACCAGGAGACGACUGUAUUCGGGGCAGCCCUUAUGUAUGAUGAGACGUCAGAUUCAUUUGUGUGGUUAUUUGAUACUUUUUUGAAAGCGAUGCCUGGAAAGAUACCAAAAACAAUUUUGACUGAUUGA
Messenger RNA from Cornus florida, 555 nucleotides. RefSeq names its product protein FAR1-RELATED SEQUENCE 5-like. The transcript has 2 exons. Bases 1 to 555 code for a protein of 184 amino acids. Gene Ontology annotation, biological process: regulation of DNA-templated transcription. The record is from RefSeq and is a predicted model, not a curated record. Lineage: Eukaryota; Viridiplantae; Streptophyta; Magnoliopsida; Cornales; Cornaceae.